Molecule: messenger RNA, 1935 nt
Organism: Prorocentrum cordatum
Lineage: Eukaryota; Dinophyceae; Prorocentrales; Prorocentraceae
Source: the annotation of a GenBank genome assembly
AUGUCGGAGGCGCGCAGCCUGGCGUUGACGAAGAGGAUAUCGGUUGGGGGCGGCGCCAACUUGGUUACCACGGCGGCCAUGCUUCAAUCGCUGGCCAUAGCACUCAUUACGGAGCUCAACGAGAAGCGCGUCUUCAUAUUGUCAGGAGUGGGUACUUUCUCAGUGAAGAGCUCGCCAGCACGGGUGGUGCUCGCCGACCUCGGCCGCGUGGAGAUGGCGGCCGAGCAGCUGGCGCUCCUGUCCGGGCUGGUGUGGUGGCUGGCCAGCACGGCUAUGUUCCUGGUGCGCGCCGUCAAGCUGGACGACGGUUGCCAGGGCCUCCCGAUGAACAUUCAUGAUGCCAGCAUCAACUGGCUUGUGACCUUGGUGCAGUCGCGGACUCUGUACCAGGUGCUCGGCGCGGCGCACGUCGUGAGCUGUUUCGGGAACUUCUUCAGCAUUGUGCAGCUCUGCUUUGCCAUCGUGUGGAUGGGUGGCGCCAGCCUCCACGAGGCCUGCCUCACGCUCGUGGCCUUCGGCUUCGCCGCACCCCACGCGGCGCUGGCGGCGGAGAGGGUGGCGUCCGAGUGGCAGCAGGCGGCGCAUUUCAAGGGUGACGGCGCCGCCGCAGCCUGCGUGCCGGCCUCCGCGGGGAGCGGCGUGGUCCUGGCGGUGGCCCGUUCCGCUGCACUGGGUCCACAGCUCACCGUGGUGCUGGCCUGCGCGGACGCCACCGCAGAGGAGGUGCCGUUCUGGCAGUGCGCAACGAGCGUAGUGGCGGUCGCUGCUUACGCAAGUUCGUUGAUUGCUUGUGGUGCAGCGCCACCCCGCAGAAGGGGCGCCGUGUCGCCACCGAGCCUGUCGGAGCUGUGGGCGAGCCUCGCCGUGGACGUCCUGGCGGCGGCGACGCUGGUGCUGUCGUUCUUCCACCUCGCCUCCUGGCAGUGGUGGCUGCUUCUGGCGAUCUUUGCCGCCCUGCUUGCCUCGAUCUCCCUCGGCCCGGUCCGGGUGCUGUUGGUGGAGCUGGUCGAGCCCAUCAUGCCGCUCCUCGACGGCGGCGAUAAGGCCAGGCCGCCCACGGGGCCAAGGCGCGAGCUCUCGCGGCAGCUGGCCCGCGCCGCGGUGGCCUUAUGCGCCGCGGCGUCGUUCCGCAGCUCCUGGGGGCGCUGGGCGGCGCUCCGCGGCGCCGCGGUCGCGACCCCGCCUCCGCCGGCCUGGGCCGACCACGAGGGCGCGGGCAUCCGCUCCGAUGACCCUGGAGACAAUGUUAUGAUGGACGAGGGUGCCUGGAACGACCACCACUUCUCGGAUUACGGCGACAUGCCGUACGACGACGACGACCGCGACUACUUCACGGACUGGUCGGCGGAGGAUCUCCUUCUGCUCAAAUGGCGGGACAGCCACGACGGCGAGGCCAUGGGAGCCGCAGCGGAUGCUCUUGGCAUCAAGGAGAACGACCUCAUCGUGCGCGACUCCCUCCCGCAGCACCGCCUCCUGCUGUUCGAGGUACGCGCGAGGGCACGGGAGCUCCUGCCAGAGGGCGGCCCGGCGCUCGCGUGGAGGCGGGUCUCGGCCGCGCCCUCGGAGAGGCUCUCUGCGAUAGCGGAGGCCGGGUUCCCGCCCGCGCUCGACGCGGCGCUGUGCGAGCGGCUGUCGGAGCGGGAAUGGGACGAGACGGAUCUCUCCGCCGCCGACGCGGAGAUCCUCUCUGGCGCCCUCUCCCUCACCGACCGGGUGAGCUCACUGUUCAGCAACAUACGCAUCAUCGCCAUCCGGUGCUCGCAUGGCUCCGUCGACGGCAUGUGCCGAGACUGCAUUCGACAGGGCCCGAGCCAAGUUGUUCACUUGUCUGCAGAGCCCGGUAAUGACAGGGUCCGGUUCAAACCGCAGUCGCUGUUGGCACCACGCGACGCCUCGCGGAGAACCUCCGUGACCCUGCGCCCUGUGAUGCGGUGA